Messenger RNA from Boleophthalmus pectinirostris (great blue-spotted mudskipper), 2399 nucleotides. Its product is annotated as disintegrin and metalloproteinase domain-containing protein 28-like. The record is from RefSeq and is a predicted model, not a curated record. The transcript is spliced from 20 exons. The coding region runs from base 56 to 2134 and encodes 692 amino acids. Lineage: Eukaryota; Metazoa; Chordata; Actinopteri; Gobiiformes; Gobiidae. Gene Ontology annotation, biological process: proteolysis. Gene Ontology annotation, molecular function: metalloendopeptidase activity. Gene Ontology annotation, cellular component: plasma membrane.
UGCAGCAGGCUGUGGGUUAAAUUCCCUGUGCGCAGAGAUCUGUCACAGCUGGACGAUGUCUGGAGGACGAGUGCUUUUGUGGACACUGAUCCUGAACGGGCUGCACGUCUCAGUGAGCCAUGGUCUAAGGCUGAACGUGGAGCAGGACUAUGAGGUGGUGCGGCCGCUCAGACUUCACACAGUCAACAAGAGAGACGCAGAGACCCACAGACCACACAGGGUUAAAUACGCUGUGACGGUGAGAGGACAACCACUGGAGCUGCACCUGGAGAGGAACACAGAAUUACUCACCAAAGACUACAGUGAGACUUAUUACCUUAAAGAUGGCACACCUGUCACCACCACUCCAGACGACAUCGAUCACUGCUACUACCAAGGGAGGAUUGUGGGAGACGGAGCAUCAGAGGCGAGCGUCAGCACGUGCGACGGGCUCAGAGGGUACUUCCGGACGUCGCAGCACAGGUUCCUGAUAGAGCCUUUGACCUCUGACCCUGAGGGGGAUCACGCCGUGUUUAAGGUCGCUGAACAGGAGAGCGCCACUCCAGCCACGUGUGGAGUCACCAACUACACAUGGGCCACGAACGAAGAGCCACCCAGCAGAACAAGAUCUAUGGCUGGGUCCAUCGUGUUUCAGCAGAAGUACAUGGAGCUCUACCUGGUGGCUGAUAAAAGAGAGUACGUGAAGAUGAACAAUGACAUAAAAAAACUGCGACAGAGGCUUUUUGAAGUGGUCAACUUCGUCAACAUGGUGUACAAACCACUGCUGACCUUCGUGGCCCUGGUGGGGGUGGAAGUUUGGAAUGUCGAUGACAAAAUUGCGAUUAGUUCCAACACUGAACAAAACCUGAACUAUUUCAUGGACUGGAGAAACAAGAAUCUGGCCAACACCAAGCACGACUGCGCCCACCUCAUCAGUGGGAUAGACUUCGAUGGCAGCACAGUUGGACUGGCGUUUGUCGGAGCCUUGUGUACAGGAUACUCAGUGGGCGUGGUCCAGGAUUACACUGAUCUGAGUUCAGCGAUAGGGGCCACUCUGGCUCAUGAGCUGGGACAUAACCUGGGCAUGUCCCACGACUCCACCUCCUGUGAGUGCUCCGGGGCCAACUGCAUCAUGGAGCCUUCUGUCAAGAGCUGGAGUAUUCCUGAGACCUUCAGCACCUGCAGUCGCUCCAAUUACGAGAAAUACCUUCAGGACGGGAGUGUGAACUGCCUCCUGGACAAACCCGACUACCAAAUCGUACUGACGCCCCCUGUCUGUGGGAACGGCUUUUUGGAGAAGGGAGAGCAGUGUGACUGUGGCACUGUCAAAGAGUGCACCAACCGCUGCUGUAACGCCUCCACCUGUACCUUCAGCGAGGGCUCACAUUGUGCAGAGGGAGAGUGCUGUCAGGACUGCAAGAUCGCGGGGCGCUCUCGUGAGUGUCGUCCUCAGCAGGAUGAGUGUGACCUGGCUGAAUACUGUGAUGGAGAGAGCGCGCUCUGUCCAGAGGACGUGUUCAGUGUGAACGGUCUGCCCUGUGACAACGAAAAGGGAUUCUGCUACAACGGACAGUGUCCCCAGAGACAGACCCAGUGUGUGAAGAUGUACGGACCAGCUGCCGUAGAGGGAGGUGCCAACUGCUUUAAAAUCAACACAGUGGGAAAGUACUACGGAUACUGCAAACGACCUUCAAAUACCCUGUACAUCGCCUGUCCUCUACAGGACAUAUACUGUGGGAAGCUCUUCUGCCUCGGUGGAACUGAAUACUCGAUUUACGGAGGAUAUUUAAAAGUCGGCGACUGUAAAGCUACGAACUUCCCAGACUUCACCAAAGAUUACGGACAAGUCGAGACUGGGACAAAAUGUGGAGCAGAAAAGGUGUGCGUUCAAAACGAGUGUGUGGACCUGGAGACGGCCUACAAGACGGCAGACUGCUCAGCCAAGUGUCCGGGCCGCUCACUGUGUAACCACCGGGGGGAGUGCCAGUGUGAACCGGGGUGGAUGCCUCCUUACUGUGACGUAGAAGACAAGGACUUCAGCUCUGCCACUGCAGAGACUCUCAGCCCUGGUGCGAUCGCUGGCAUCUCUGUGGCCGUGAUCUUUGUCGUGUCUUGUAUCAUCGCUGGGAUCAUUUUCUUUGUGAAGAAAAACUGAAGCUGUGGAAAAACCAACAUGACAAGAAUAUUUGACCUAAGCCAUCCUCUCAACAACAGAUCUGACAGUGCCAUCUUCUGGACAACUUUGGAAACUGCACCUCAUUGGAGAAAGCUUUAUUUUUUUCAUUCUAGUUUUUCUUUUUUAAAUUGUAAUUAUUUGUAUUUUUAAAACAGAACAAUCCAAUAAUAAUAUGAACUCAUUCGAUGUCACGUUUAAAAUUUGAGGAUGCAAUAAAAAUAAAAGGUGCACAGUGCGGCGUCGA